GGCGGGACAAUACUGCGUAACUCCGUCUCCUUAGUACCCAGAUAUAAGCUUGCCGUCUGCCCUGAGGAUCCAUGUCAAACUGAAUCUUCAUUCUACUCUCCCGCCAAUACAGCUCACCAUGGCUCCAACCAAAACCUCGCCACGUCAGAACAAUAGAAGAAGCACUCUUCCUCUUCAGAAAAAAAGAUCCAGCAAGCGACUAGAGGCACUUCACCAGGCUCAACAACGCAAAAUUGCCUCAGACGAUAAGCACCUUGGCCAAGAUCGAAACACCAAUGAGCACGAUGGCAACUAUACCGAUUCCCAAGAGACUAUCACAAACUCGCUAUGUCCCACCUGCACUCGAUUACGAGCGUAUAUGGAUUCGUCCAUAAAGGCCAACACAGUCGAAUACCUCGGAUGGCGCCUGCCAGGCCCAGUCCCAAACAACGAAGAACCGCAUGUCUGGGUUGAUCUGGGGGAUAAGAACCAACAUGGCUUGCUACGCUGGUAUCCCGCGUCGAGCGCCUUCGUCCUUGUCGCGUCGGGCAAUGUAUUACAAGGGCUGGAGUUGGCUGGUGUUGUGAUGUGCGAGCAUUUUGAGGAUGUUGGGGCACAACUGGGGAAGCAAUUGAGUGAUACAGCUAGCCUUAUGAACCUUCUCGCCUCAAAACGUUAACAAAGACGCCUGGAAUCUCAACCCCUCUCUCUAUCUUACAUUUAUCGGCCCUCCUCGGUUGCCAUCCCAUGUGCCGUUACACACUCCGUGACCUCACCGGCACUGGCCACUCUGAAAUGCUUCCAGUCAAGCUCGGCCCCAAGAGUCCGAACAAGCCUCGGUUUUGAGUCCUCGAGUUGAGCGAACAGUCCCUACUGUGGGAGCAAUGCCUUUUGGCGUCUCGUUGACAUCGGCGAUGAAGACGCCAGGUACGCAAGAGCGGCGUGGCGCAGUGCCAUAAGCGC
Messenger RNA from Mytilinidion resinicola, 942 nucleotides. RefSeq lists its product as uncharacterized. The transcript has a single exon. The record is from RefSeq and is a predicted model, not a curated record. The coding region runs from base 119 to 658 and encodes 179 amino acids. NCBI's taxonomy places the organism in Eukaryota, Fungi, Ascomycota, Dothideomycetes, Mytilinidiales, Mytilinidiaceae.